This is a messenger RNA of Podarcis lilfordi (Lilford's wall lizard), 28810 nucleotides long. The record is from the annotation of a GenBank genome assembly. Lineage: Eukaryota; Metazoa; Chordata; Lepidosauria; Squamata; Lacertidae.
UGUUACUUCCUGGCCCCGGUUUCAUGCAUGUGGGGGGGAGAGACAAGUCGAUGCCAGCAGUAGCCGGAGGACCUCAGCUUCUUCUUUUACUCCUUCGCGAAAAGAGAGCUCCAAGGCCCUCAAGAAGAACCAGGAGCUGCUGGUCGCAAAGGUAAGCCAUCGCUAGUGUUUUCUGACACUGCCAUUUUUUGACAGGGAUGCCCCAUUCGGUGCUCGACUGGGGUUGCCCAUGUGGCGAAACGCAGCGCCACCCUUUCCAGCCUUACUCAGAAGCCUGCCUUACUGAGUCCAGUGAGACUUAUUCCCUCGUAGAGAAAGCAGCUGUAGGCUGAAGACAGGCAAUUAUAUGCACACAUAGAUAAUACAUAGGUAAUAGAGAAGCACCGUUGCUCAACAUUACCACAUGCAUCCUCGUGAUCACGCUGACGGAGAGUUUUUUGUGACAGUUCAAAUACCUUCAUAGCAGAGCACAUGUUUCGUUUGAGACUGGGAAUGUUUUCUUUGUAAUUCCGUUUCACAUUGGUUUUGCAUGCCAGCUUUUUUUCGGGGGUGAGGGGAGGAGAAAAGGUAUAUAUAGUGCUAUUUCGUAGGAAAAGAGGUGAACUCACCAUGAACGCCUGCCUUGUUCUCUUCUCAUGGCAAAGGCGCCCACCUGAGAAGUGGCAGAACUGAGUUCUGGUGAGUUCCACCUGAAACAAGCCCUGGGUAUACAUUUUUGAAUACAAAUAUAUAAUCACCCUGAAGCCUCAUGGGUGGGAUGCAAGAGCAGGGCCCCACAGGUCAGGGUGUUUAUCACAGGAAAUAAUGUGUUUGUCACCUACAAUCAGCUCUCACAGAAAGCCACUGCCUGUCUGGAACCAAGAGCUGGUGUAAUGUAGUGGCUGGAAUUAUCUGGAAAAAGAUCUGUGAGACUCAGGUUCACAUCCUCACUCUGUCCCAAAACUUGCUGGGUGACCUUGGGCCGGUUUCUAUCUCUCUCUCUCUCUGCCUAGCCUACCUCUCAGGGUUGUUUGUCAUGAUCAAAUAGGUGCGCAGUUAGAACAUUUACUCAGUACGAAUUAUAGUGGCUGCAAAAUCCGGAUUGGGAGAGUGAGAUUGUGAUGGCUGGAUUUGUGCAUUUGGCUGAGGAGCUGUAGCUCAGCAGGAACUUCCAGACAACGUGUUUGUUGAUCGUUCAUCCUGAUUUUGUUUUGAGGAAGGUUAGAUGAAGCUGUGUGGAAGAAAGUGAGACCCCACACUUUGCAGUGCAUUUUCGCGUCACUUUCUUUAUUGCAAAAAGUCCAAUACUUUGGGGAAGCAGGUUUCUUCUGCAAGACUUCCCAAUCAACUUAGACUUGUUUAACCUUAAUUUGUCGGCAUGUGAUUGAAUCCCUUACAAAAACAGUGACAUCGAUAUCUAUUUAUUUACAUGCACAAGAUCCCAAGUUUGAUCCCUAUUUAAGCAUUUUAAGUGUCGGUCUCUGCUGGGAUGUUAAAGAUAAAGAUCUGCUGAGAUGGUAAAGGGACCCCUGACCAUUAGGUCCAGUCGUGACCGACUCUGGGGUUGCAGCGCUCAUCUCGCUUUAUUGGCCGAGGGUCAUGUGGCCAGCAUGACUAAUCCGCUCCUGGCGAACCAGAGCAGCGCACAGAAACGCUGUUUACCUUCCCGCCGGAGCGGUACCUAUUUGUCUACUUGCACUUUGACGUGCUUUCAAACUGCUAGGUUGGCAGGAGCUGGGACAGAGCAACGGGAGCUCACCCCGUCACGGGGAUUCGAACCAUCGACCUUCUGAUCGGCAAGAAGAAGAAGAAGAGGAGUUUGGAUUUGAUAUCCCGCCUUUCACUCCCUUUAAGGAGUCUCAAAGCGGCUAACAUUCUCCUUUCCCUUCCUUCCCCACAACAAACACUCUGUGAGGUGAGUGGGGCUGAGAGACUUCAAAGAAGUGUGACUGGCCCAAGGUCACCCAGCAGCUGCAUGUGGAGGAGCGGGGACGCGAACCCGGUUCCCCAGAUUACGAGUCCACCACUCUUAACCACUACACCACACUGGCUCUCCUAGGCUCUGUGGUUUAACCCACGUCCCGCACAUCUGCUUACCAGUCAGCAAAGACUGUGUUGUGCUAGAUUCAGCAGCUUCAGAAACCCAGUGUAAGUACCUUGGUUUGUGUAUCAGACCAGGGAAGUCUAGCUUCAAAUUUCCAGUAUUCAGAUUUAUUCAAAAGGCAGCAAGUGAUUCAAAUUCCCACUGAGCUACGAAACUUACUAGGUCAGCUGAGGCUAGUCAUUAUCUCUCAGCCUGCCCUACCUGACACGGUUGUUGCAGAAGAGGGUAAAAUGUAAGAGAGAAAUACAUGUGUGCUGCCUCUAGCUGCUUGGAGAAAAGGCAGAAAAUUCCUGCAGCAAAUAACUAAAUCUGUAUGCUCACGUUUUCAGGCACGAGAUCUUAUAGCCAUCUUUGUAGUUUGGAUAUCUGCUUGUUGUUGGGCUUUUUUACGUAAUGUUUGUAUGUAAAUUGCUCCCCUUUUGACCUGUGACAUCAGACAGCCAGGACUAUCUGCUAACGGGACAAUGGGUUUCCCACCCACUCCUUUUUUUUCCUGAGGGUGCAGGGAGGUAAAGAGUCUAUGGUCACAUCCACAGCAUAUAUUUAAAGCACACUUACAUCACUUUAGGAGUCAUGUUUUCCCCACCCUCAGAAGAAUCCUGUGAACUAUAGUUUGUUAAGGGUGCUGGGAGUUAUAGCUCUGUGAGGGGUCCCUUAGCAACUCAAAGCACGCUUAACAAACGACAGCUCCCAGUAUUCUUUGGGGGAAGCUGGGGGGGUUGUUCAGGGGGUUUCAUUGGGGUUUUUUGUUGCUGUUCAUGAUGUUAUUUCUUUGUACCUUUAUUUUUAGAUCUUACUAUGAUGGAAACUGUUCGGUUUGGCUGUGUAUUUUCGAUGUGUUUUAUGUAUCGUUCUUGACCACUUUCCUUCUGUUUGCAAUUAUGUGAAUCUUUUAAUGUGGUAAAUGGCCUGGAACGUGGUUUUAAGUAUGGAAAGGUACAAAUAAAAUGAUGGUGAUGACUCUUUGAAGUGGUAUAAGAGUGUAUCUUGUGGAUGUGAGCUUAGUGGCGGGCUGACCCUGUCUAAUUACAGCUCUGAAUUAAGAGUAAUAAUAAUAAUAAUAUUUUAUUUAUACCCCACCCUUCCCAGUUCAAAAACUGGGCUCAGGGUGGCUAACAACAAAUUUAAAACACUUAAUUGUAAAAGCAGCAUAAAAUACAAUAUAAAAAACAUGAAUAAUAAUAAAAUUCAAAAUUCAGAUGGCUGUGACUUCUCGGGAGCUCAACAACCCAGGGAUCCUCUUUCGUUGCCUCAUCUUUAUUUCACAACUGGGGUUGCUUUGUACAUUCCACCCAUUCCAUUAGCUUUUUAAGAAAAUGUGAAAUUGAGAGUUGGCAGGAGGCUUUUUCAUUCUUCCAUCCUCCUCCCAGAUGCACCUUGCCUUUCUUCCCUGUGACUUUGCUAAGGGCUCUGGACGAUAAAAGCCCAGCACCAUGAUUAUUGCUUCUGUGUCCCACUUCUCAUUUGUGGAGGGGCCUUACCCUAGAGGUCAGGGACAAACUUUGCACAUCCCUUCCUUGUUGGACGGUUGCCUGUUUCUCUGCUCUGUAAGUUGACUCGCUGCUGCUUCCUCCCCCAGUCCAUGGUUGCUGUAAGCUUUGUGUUUUCGUUUUAAUUUGGGCGUGAGCUAAUUUGCACUUCCUUUGGAUGAUUUAGAUCUAGGGACAUCCACAAUAUACACAUAAACACAGAGAGAAAGAAUUGCCUUUAUUUAUAUAUUUUUUAAAAGUGCAUAUUUACACAGGCAUGGCUUCAUCCAAAGAUUCCUAGAAAAUGUAGUUUACCCUUCUUCUUCUUCUUCUUCUUCUUCUUCUUCUUCUUCGAUCACUCGUAGCCGAGUAAGAUUGUCUUCCAUAAACACAGUUUUAACCAUGAGUCCGUAAGUGACUGUGGAGGCCAAUUCUGGAUCCACACGUCCUUCCACAGUGAGGACAUUGGUUUCCGGGCAGGAGCUGAUCACUGUGUGGAUUUGCCAAGCAUGCCUUCCUCUUAGCACGUUUCUCCCUUGCGUCCUGAGUUUGAGUGUCUUCAAAGCCCAUGACACCUUUGGUAAAGGCUGUUCUGCAAUUGGAGCACUCGCAGGCAAGUGUUUCCCAAUUGUUGGUGUUUUAUACUACAUUUUUAAAGAUUUGCCUUGAGACCUCUUUUGUUGACCACCAGCAUUACACUUUCCAUUUUUAAGUUCAGAAUAGAGUACAGUGGUACCUCGGGUUAAGAACUUAAUUCGUUCUGGAGGUCCAUUCUUAACCUGAAACUGUUCUUAACCAGAGGUACCAAUUUAGCUAAUGGGGCCUCCCGCUGCCACCACAUGAUUUCUGUUCUCAUCCUGAAGCAAAGUUCUUAACCCGAAGUACUAUUUCUGGGUUAGCAGAGUAUGUAACCGGAAGCGUCUGUAACCCAAGGUACCACUGUAGUUUCUUUUGAAGACGAUAAUCAGGCAUCCGCACAACAUGACCAGUCCAGCAAAGGUGAUGUUGAAGAAUCAUUGCUUCAACACUGGUGAUCUUUGCUUCUUCCAGUACACUGAUAUUAGUUCGCCUGUCUUCCCAAGUGAUGUGUAAAAAUUUUCAGAGACACCAUUGAUGGAAUCUUUCGAGGAGUUGGAGAUGGCGUGGUCCAUGUUUCACAACCAUACAGUAAGGUUGGUAGGACAAUAGCUUUGUAAACAAGCAUUUUGUUUUCCCUGCAGAUGUCCCGAUCCUCAAACACUCUGCACUUCAAUUGGGAGGAAGCCAGACUUGCAGAGCUCAGGCGGUGCUGGAUUUCGGCAUCAAACUCUGUUGCAGGGGUGAGGCAGUUCUCCAUAGACAUUGGUCAGUGUAGCUUAGAUUGUAGAGCCAGGGGCCUAAAGAAGAGAUGAGGAACCUAUGGCCCUCCAGUCAUAGUUAGACUCCAACUCCCAUCAGCCCCAGUUGGUGUGGCCAAUGGUCAAGGAUGAUGAGAGUUGUAGUCCAACAACAUCUGGAGGGCAAUGGAUAAGCCUGGCAUAACAGGAUCUGGUGUCAGGGCUGGACCAGGCCUUUCGCCAGCCUAAAAGGCCAAGGAGGGGCACUGAAAAAAUAGAGGGGCAGUUUAUCCCUUGUUGGCAUCCAUUUGUCUCAAGGGUCAGUGGGGUGCACCUCCGGGGGUGAAGUCAAACCACUGUGUUAGCAGCAUCAAAGUGACCUCUCUGGGGUGCAGGUCUGGGCAGUGUGUCUGGAGGUCCUGGGCUGCCCAGACAACGACACCCCCCUCUCGGUCUUGCUGAUGUGCUUCAAGGGAAAGCAGAGCAAUCCAUCUGGCAUUAGCUUGGCUGCAGAAGUUGCUGGAAGGAGACAUCUAAGACAACCAUCUUAGGGACUCCAUUCCGGAUUUGUGUAGGGUUUACUCCAGAGCCUUUCCCUCUCCUGAAGAUAUCCUGCAAAGCAGCAGAGGUUUAGAAUCAGAGCUUUCCUUUGCCUAGAUGGGCUACCUUCCCAGGUGGAUGAGCCCUCUCUGCCUCUCAUUUCCUUCUACAGCACAUGCAGAAACCGCCUUCUUGACCAUUGGACCCACUGUUGGUCUCGUUCGCUCAAUCCACUGGAGCCUGUCUUCGCAUGCAGGGAAAGUCCCUAACUCACCAAGGGUUUGAGACCCAUCGGCUAGCCUCUCCUGGUUUAGCCAGCCAGUUUAAGCCCUUUCCCGAGGUGUGGCUACUUUUGCCUGCUGACAGCUUCUAGGAGCCACAGGUGAGAGCUGAGGGACCAAAGGUGGUGACCAAAGGUGGACAAACUACCCCAGAAGGGGCAUGACGUGUCCCCCAACAGAUGUACUAUACUUCCCCUAACCCUUAUGUAGUCAUCCCUAUGUACUCAUUCAUGUUUUACUGUGGUGUAGUGGUUAAGAGCGAUAGACUCGUAAUCUGGGGAACCGGGUUCACUUCCCCGCUCCUCCACAUGCAGCUGCUGGGUGACCUUGGGCCAGUCACACUUUUUGGAAGUCUCUCAGCCCCACUCACCUCACAGAGUGUUUGUUGUGGGGGAGGAAGGGAAAGGAGAAUGUUAGCCGCUUUGAGACUCCUUUGGGUAGUGAUAAAGCGGGAUAUCAAAUCCAAACUCCUCCUCUUCUUCUUCUUCUUCUUCUUCUUCUUUUCAUUAUGGAUAAUAAUGAUCAUAAUUGCUGUUACCUGUACAGGCUCUGUAGUGGCUAUAGGCCAAGUCAGGGAGCCAGUGUGGUGUAGUGGUCAAAGUGUCAGACUAAGACCUGGGAGACCCAGGGUUCAAAUCCCCACUGGACUAUGAAACACACUGAACAACCUUAGGCCAUUCACUGCCUCUCAGCCUAACCUAUGUGACAGAGGAUUAAGUGAGACAAGGGAGAACCACAAAGGCCACCUUGAGCUCCUUGGAGGAAAAGAUGGGUUAUAAAUGCAAUGAAAUAAAGUAAUUAAGUAAUUAAAACACUGAAAGGAGCAAGCAGGCCAACCUCACAUCUCUCAAGUUCUGCAAAUGAUAGAAACUUGCUCUUCUUUUAUCAAAAUGAAAGCUGGGGAUCUGGAGAGUAUGGUUCAUUGAAGAAGGGAGUUGCAAUAAACUGAAACAAAAGCUUCUUUCUAAAUUCCCAUCUCCCCAAAUUUUGCAAUGCAGUUCUCCAGCCAAGAACUGUGUACAAAAAUGUACCUGCUACAGUAAAGUGUACAUAUAAAUGUGUGCAUAUUAGUAAAAAAUGAAUUAAAUUGUGAGAAACGGCUUGUAAAAAUGUGUAUACUCAGCAAAACUGCCUAGAAAAAUGAGGAAAAUUUCAGCCUAUCGUUGAUGCAUUUUCGCAAGGGAUUUUUUAAAAAGAAAUUUGAAAAUUGCAUUGUGUCAGGUGUGGUGAGGGUAAGAACGGGGCUUCAAAGGAACAAUCGGAAGCUUAAAAUUCCCAGUUAUUCCUUUGAUUGAGCAAGGUGAGCUGGUUAAUUCUCUGAUCGAGCAAGCAGGCCUCCACCCAAUGUGAUUCUCUUUCAAACCUCCACAGUUUAAAAGCAAAACACAGAGGGAUUGUUUGAAAGUGCAAUCCCACCCCAUCCAAGCGCACCUUAACUCAAGGCUUUCAAAUACCCCCAUCCCAAGCUUUGCAAGCCGAUCAGCACAAUGCUGAAGGCUUUAAAAUGACCCCCCAUCCUCAGAUGUUUGUAGGAGAAGCACGGAGUAGAGGGCAUCUGAAAGCCCUUGAUAAACAUCACCCUGUUAUGAUGUUCCCCAAGGGCUGUUUGAAAGCCCUGUGAUUCCCGACAAUGGCGGGAAGCUUCACCUGAUGUAAUGAUGACAUUUGGUGAUUGACAGGUGGGCGGCCCUGCAUGCCUGUCAACUUUGGCGCACUGGGAUGUGGGUGGGGCUAAAAAUCAGGCUCCUCCGGCCAGAACAGGUUCCCUUAGAGCCUCUUCAUUGGUUCUUGACAUUCCCAAAAGAAGGCAAUUCAUCCCUUCCACCCACCUUGGUGCAUUACUGAUGCAGCAAGCUGGGAACUAUCUGCUUUCACUUUUGAUAUGCUCAGCUCUUCUGUCUGUGGGUGGAGUGACCACUAGAGGUGAAGCAACCGCCAUAGCUAUGGUUUGUCAGAUCAGGCAUCCCACCUAACCAUAGGUGGUGCGCAAGCUACAACUUGCAAAGCCACUUGAAAGCAUGGUUGCUAAGUCUGGUUGGAGAGCAUAUCACAGAAGCUUCUGAGAUCUGCGCACAUCUGCCCUGUGUGGCAAACCACUGACCUGCUUGUGGUAGUAGCCUUCUCAGUGAAGGGCAUUUAGAUCCUCAACUUCCUCUGCCAACGCAUGUUGCCCAUUGGAUCCUCCUGAGAAGGACAAGGUAUAAGAGAACUUCCUGUUCCAGACAAGCCUUUCUUGAUCAACAAGGUAUGAAGAACAUAAGAAGAAGCAAUGGCCCAUCACAGUGAACAACCACAUGCCUCUGAUGCUGACCUUUCAAGCCCUAAACAGCCUCGGCCCAGCAUAUCUGAAGGAGCGUCUCCACCCCCAUCUUUCAGCCCGGACACUGAAGUCCAUCUCCAAGGGCCUUCUGGUGGUUCCCUCACCACGAGAAGUGAGGUUACAGGGAACCAGGCAGAGGGCCUUCUUGUUGGUGGAACACCCUCCCUGUGGAAAACCCUCCCAUCAGAUGUCAAGGAAAUAAACAACUACAGUGAUACCUCGGGUUACAUACACUUGCAGGUUACAGACUCCGCUAACCCAGAAAUAUUACCUUGGGUUAAGAACUUUGCUUCAGAACAGAAAUCGCGGUGCGGCAGCAAUGGGAGGCCCCAUUAGCUAAAGUGGUGCUUCAGGUUAAGAACAGUUUCAGGUUAAGAACGGACCUCCAGAAUGAAUUAAGUACUUAACCCGAGGUACCACUGUAUCUGACUUUUAGAAGACAUCUGAAGGCAGCCCUGUUUAGGGAAGUUUUUGAUGUUUGAUGUUUUAUUCUGUUUUUAUGUAUGUUGAAAGAAGCCUAGAGUGGCUAGGGAAACCCAGCCGGAUGGGUGGGGUAUAAGUAAUAUCUUAUUAUUAUUAGGUAAAGGGUAAAGGGUCCCCUGACCAUUACGUCCAGUCAUGACCGACUCUGGGAUUGCAGUGCUCAUCUCACUUUAUUGGCCGAGGGAGCCAGCAUACGGCUUCCGGGUCAUGUGGCCAGCAUGACUAAGCCGCUUCUGGCGAACCAGAGCAGUGCACGGAAACGCCAUUUACCUUCCUGCCAGAGUGCUACCUAUUUAUCUACUUGCACUUUGACGUGCUUUCAAACUGCUAGGUGGGCUGGAGCUGGGACCGAGCAACGGGAGCUCAUCCCGUCGCAGGGAUUUGAACCACCGACCUUCUGAUCGGCAAGUCCUAGGCUCUGUGGUUUAGACCACAGCGCCACCCGCGUCCUAUUAUUAUUAAUCCACAAGCAGGACCGGAACACAAGAGCUCUCUCACCUCUUGUGGUUUCCAGCAACUAGAAUUCAGAAGCAUUGCUGCCUCUGACCAUGGAGGCAGAGUAUAGCUAUUAUGGUUAGUAGCCUUUGCUAGCUCACUCCUCUGUGAAAGCCAUCCAUGUUGGCGGCUAUCACUGCUUCCUGUGGCAGUGAGUUCCAUAGUUUAGCUAUGUGUUGUAUAUUGUAAAAUGUAUUGCUUAAUCAGCCCCACUGCCCCCUCCUCUAAGCAGUGUACAUAGAAUCAUAGACUUGGAAGGCACCGCAGAUAUCAUCUAGUCCAGCCCUCUGCAAUGCUGGAAUCUUUCGCCCCACACGGGACUCAGAUCCCAGGACCUUGAGAUUAACAUUCUCAUUCUCUAGCGACUGAGCUAGCCCUUGUGGAACAGUAUCAAAUAUUCAAUAGACAACACUAGUAAAAUUAAACUUGGAAACAGACAGACGUAAUUAAAUGCUUCGGGGUAUAGACAAAUAAUCAGCAGUUUUAAAAAAACAAACGGUACGAUGCGAUAAUCUUUAUUGUCAUUGUCCCAUACAGAACAAUGAAAUUGAAAAAAUCUACAUCAGACAUUCAAAAACCAACAAGCCUGAUAUCCCAGCUAUCCCAGCCUGGUUAUCCCCCUAAAAACUCUGAUACCCCAUAAUUAGAUACAAUAUACUCCUAUAGAGAGUACCUUACACUACGUUUAAAACCAAAAUCGCAUUUGGAUAGAAACUCUUUCUCAGGUGGGUGGGUGGCACUGUGGGUUAAACCACAGAGCCUAGGACUUGCCGAUCAGAAGGUUGGCGGUUUGAAUCCCUGCAACAGGGUGAGCUCCCGUUGCUCAGUCCCUGCUGCUGCCAACCUAGCAGUUCGAAAGCACGUCAAAGUGCACGUAGAUAAAUAGGUACUGCUCCGGCGGGAAGGUAAACGGCGUUUCCAUGCGCUGCUGUGGUUUGCCAGAAGCGGCUUAGUCAUGCUGGCCACAUGACCUGGAAGCUAUAGUGCUUCAGGUUAAGAACUUUGCUUCAGGAUGAGAAUAGAAAUCAUGCUCCGGUGGCGCGGCGGCAGCAGGAGGACCCAUUAGCUAAAGUGGUGCUUCAGGUUAAGAACAGUUUCAAGUUAAGUACAGACCUCCGGAACGAAUUAAGUACUUAACCCGAUGUACCACUGUAUCCGUUUUGCUCAGGAACUGGACAGAGACAACAGAAGGAAGAAUAACUGGGUAUUACCUUGGAGUGAUCAUUUCAAAUAUUUUCAAGAAAUCUUGUAUAUACAGCUGACAGACAGAUAGUUGGAUAGUUUUAUUCUGUAUUCCUCUCUGGUCAUCCCCCCACCCCCACCCCGGUCCUUUUAAAAUUCUUUAUACCUCUCUGGUCCUUUUUUCUCCCUGUGUGAGAGGCAGGGAAGGGGAGAUCUCCCAGGGUGCAAGGCUGGGGGAAGAAAGGGAUGCUCCCAGGUGAGAGCUGGGAGGACACACCUUUUUCUGCAUGGGACAAAAAUUAAGAUACAGUGGUACCUUGGUUGUCGAACUUAAUCCGUUCCAGGAGUCCAUUCAACUCCCAGGACUGUUUGAAAACCAAGGCGCAGCUUCCGAUUGGCUGCAGGAGCUUCCUACACUCAAUCGGAAGCUGUGUCGGACAUACGGCUUUGAAAGAACAUUCAAAAACCGGAACACUUAAGUACAAGUAACAAAGCGUUUGAGAAACAAGGUAUGGCUGUAUAUCUGUGAGAGAGGGCUUCACAUUUUUCUAUCUCUCUUUCUUUAGCUCUCUUUUCUUCCUUUCUUCUUUGUUUAGAUUAGUUUGUUUUUUUAUUGUACUACGCAAAAGUUUUAAUAAAACCUCAUUUUUUAAAAAAAGGAACUGGGUAGAGACGGUAGCAAGCAAAUGAGAACAAGUUGUUAUCUAAUAACCCUGGAAUGUAUGCUACUAAGGUUCUUUUGUCAUGUUAGUUUCCCCUGUAAUUCUCAUAGUCAACAAAGAUCAAAUUAAUUCCCCAUUGUCAUCAUUCUGUGUCUAUACCAUUCUAUAGUAAACUACGCUCAAGGUGGAUCACAACUCGGGGGGGCGCAAUUUCCCCACAAUUCAUAAUUUACAGAAUACAACAAGCUGCUUUCUUUUUGCUUUAUGUUUAUUUUUAUUUAAAAGAAAGAGGGGGAAGUAACUCAGGGUCCCUUCUACAAAUCUAUGAUUUGAUUAUUCAAUGAAAUAAUCGGUAAGUUAGUGAAAGCCUCUCAUCCAAAAAUAUUCCACAAAAUUGAACUAUACCCUUAAUAAGGUCUAUCAACAAAAUGCAAAAAUAAAAAUAAUGCAUCACCAAAAAUUAAAUCUUAGUGUCAACAGAAGCCUUGAACACCACACCACCCUGAUCACAGAGCAGCUCACAAAAUAUACUAUUACUAUAGCGCUUGCCAACCUGGCACUUUCCAGAUGUUCUGGACUGCAAAUUCCCAUCAGCCCCAGCCAGCGAUGGUGGGAGUUGGCAUCAGGAGGGCACCAGGUUGACAAAUGUUGGAAGACGAGGCGGUAAACAACUAAAAACUGGAUCAGUUCAUAACCCACUAACCUAACAGUAAGGUCAACAGGAAAUUUGGUUGCCGUUGUUAUUUCUUCACACACUCUGUCUGUUUUUAUCUGCUCUCCCACCCUGCUUCUCCCACACUGGCAACUCGCAUGCAUGGCCUGGUGUGAUUUCCUGCUUGGCUCAGUAUCUAAACACCUCCGUUCUUUUCACUUUCCCCUACAACAACAGGACUGACUCUAAGUUUGAGCCAAGCUGGCACCCUUACCCAGAGAGGCAACAGGCAGCAGCAACCUAGCCCAUGCCAGCCACUGUUUAAAUUUCCCACAGUGCCUAUAUUUCUCAAGAAUAUUGUGGGAAAUUAAAACGACAGGUUCCAAACCCCAACUGGGAGGCCCCCAUCUUUGUUUCCCACAAUGCCCCGGGAAACGUUACAUUAAGGGCAUUGUGGGAGAUUCCUGGAAUUGUAUCUGGCUAGGACCUUCUGCAUGCAAAGGAGAUGCCUCACCAUUGUGCUACGGUCCCUCCCAGUGAUUUGGGAAUCACUGCCCCUAAGGCGUUAGGAGAUAAUAUCGUUACAAAAGUUGCGUGCCACCCACACCCUCUGCCAAGCUGCAACAAGAGCCCAUGGGGUGCCAGGCAUUCACUCAGGGUCUGUGUUCCUUUGGAGAAUUGAGACAUGGCAGAAACUGUCGUAGUUUUAAGAAACAUGACUUAUUCACCUAUUUACACUUCAGUCCAGAUCUUACAGCAUGGUCAUUUCAAGAAGGGCUUGUCCCUCAUAGCAAAGCAGCUCUGGAGUCCAAGGCAUCUCUCUCAGCCAGCCUUCAGCCAGGCUGCCCAAGAUGAAUGCCAGUCUUUAUUCUCCCUUCUUCCUCCCAGAACACCCUGCUAAAAACUCCCUUUUCUCCUCUCACCCAGUUAACCCUGCCAACCUUCCAAAGCCCCGGUCUCUGUUCACACCUCAGGGCAAGGGGAAGGACAGUUUUCUUGCCUUGCCAAUGGCCCUCAAUGGCCCUGUAUUGUUUCUUAAUGUCCCUAACUUGGCCAGGUAAUUUUGCAUAGGCUAGCUCAGGAAUUCCUCUGCAGCUUGUAUUUCACCCUUCAUAUCCCACUUAUUAAUUUCUAGGGUUUAGCACUGCCCCCCAUCUAUAACAAUACAGUAGUACCUCUGGAUACGAACGGGAUCCAUUCCGGAGCCCCGUUCGCAUCCUGAAGUAAAUGUAAGACGCAACUGCGUGUCUCCGCGGGUCGCGUUUCACCGCUUCCACGACAGCGUGUGACGUCAUUUUGAGCGUCUGCGUGAGCAGCGAAACCCGGAAGUAACGCACUCCGUUACUUCCAUGUCACCACGGAGCGCAACCCGAAAAUAUUCAUCCCGAAGCUACUUCAACCCGAGGUAUGACUGUAUUAUGCAGUUAAGAACUCUCCCAAAGAGGAGCUUUGGGGCAUUUUUGAGUGGGCUCCAAACAGAUGUUUCUACUAUUUCCACAUCCGCUUUCAUAGAACGAGAUGCCUGUUCUCAGAUCCUCUUUUUAAAACAAAACAAAACGUAGGAGCUGUUUCCUUAACACUGAAGAGAGGAACCCAGUCAUCUUGCAGACACUGGGUGGAACUGUUGGGACCGUGUGACUUUUUAUUUUAUUUUUAUUUUUUAAUGAUAUUUAUUGAAAUUUCAAAAAAUACAAAGAAUACAAAACAAAAAAUAGAAAAUACAAAAGCUUACACAAAAAAGAAAUACAAAAAUAAAAAUAAAAAUAUGAAAAAGUAGAAGAUGCAGAAGAAAAAUAAUAAUAAAGAAGAAAAAACAAAACAAUUUCAUUAUUUUCAGAUCCUUAACUGUCAUUACCUUCUUUCUUAGACCUCCUCCUCCUCCCUUCCUUUGUAUUCUAGUUGUUAAUUAUCCCAGCAAAUCCUUUCUAAUCCUAUCUUUCUAUAAUAAAAUAAACCUUAAAAUUUAAAAUUUAAGUCUUAACUUUACCAGCUUCUUGUGUUCAUAAUGUUCUUUCAUAAUUCUUUAUACAUCUUUACUAAAGCCAGGUAAUUUCUCCAACAUUUUUCUAUCAUUCAUUUUUCUGUCAUUCUAUCAUUCAUCAACUUUAUAAAACAUUCUAUUAGUUAAAAAAAGAAAAAAGAGAAAAAAGCAUAUAAACAAGUCCAAUCUUUAUCCAACGUCCCUUCCUCCUGGUUCCGGGAUUUGUCAGUCCUUAUUCCUCAAUCUAACCCGGUGACCUUAUGUCCGAGGCCCUCAGGUCACUUCCAUGGCCCUUCCGCGGCUUUUCUUCAUAUUUGUGGCUGUAGUCACUUGCUCGUAGUAACUCCAACUUAAUAGUGUUUUUGGCCCUUCUCAUCAAGUCAAACCCUUUUCCAUAUUCAUCGCUGCAUUCCAUGUAGUAUUUAAGAGCAUGCUUCAAGGGCCCUCCGAAAUUGUGGGCCCCCACAAUUCCAAACAUGUCGCAGCCUGUUACUGUAUUUAAAAAGUCCAGAUAUCCCGACAUAGGGGGGUCAAUCCAGCCCCCCAUUUCCAAACCACAGCGAACUUUCCCUUCCCAGAUCUGGUUUUUUCCAAGUUCCUUUGUCAAAUCCAAAGGAUCAAACUCCUGUUGAAACUGUUCUGUCAAGCCACACUCCUGAUUUAAUGCCACAAACCCCUGUUCUGUCAAAACACACUCCUGGUUUGAGUCCUGGAUAGACUCCACAUAUAUUCCCACAGUCUGAUCAAAACCUUCCACUGCCUGUCUAAGAUUCCCAGUCGAGUUGGCCAUCUGGUUCACCUUAUCAUAUAUUUCUUCCAGUAGAAUAUUUGUUUUAUUAAGCAGGCACACCACAACUUCUGAAAACAUUGUUGCGCUUUCCCACGGUUAUUUGUAGCAACUGUCAAGUCCUUGGCAUUAGUUACAGUUUCAAAGGCUCCCCCUAGGGAGAAGACUUAUAUUUGUUUUUGCUACAUUUCCAAGAUACUUGAAAUACUUUAUCCAUAUAUAUUCCUUUAAAAUGCGAAAGGGAACAGUAAAGUCACAAAGAUUCACUUCUUUUAGCUAUCUGUCACACACAGUUAUCUUGAUAAAUUCACGUCAGUCCUGACUUCCCCGCUCCAGGAUCAGGACGAAAAUAACUUCCUUUUACUGCUUCAAGUAGUCCAAAAAAAUAUUCCCAAUUUAAAAUGUUGGAAUCCACUCUUUUAAAAGCAAUUUUCAAAGCUCUAGUGUAAAUUGCCUUUGCUUUGUUCUAUUUACAAAAGAACGGAAGGGUGACUUCCUGUUUAGCCCUUCCCGCUCCGUACCAAAUUCAAUAGAUUUUUUCUCUUUUUUUUAUAAUCCAAUUCUGUCCUUUUCCCAAAUCUUCAUUUACUGUCCCAAUUUGUUCAAAUUCUAAGUACUCAUGGGUAUUUGUUUUAAAGUCCGAAUUGUCCAGGAAAAAAGGCAGCGCUCUCCGGCAACAGCUACGCGGCUUCACUCCACAAAAGAAGCAGACGACUCGCAGCACAGCGCCACUUCCCCGCUCUGUUCCGGAGCCUGUUGCCGGGUUCCUUUGCAGAUUGGGGGGGCGCAAACAGUGCCCGCCGAGUCCCAGGGUCACAGGCUUCACCCGCCUGUGGUUUAAAGGGUCCCCGCUGCGCCGAAGCGGUGUUAGACCCGAUUUCUGUGGAGCAGUUUCCCUCCGAGUUAGAGGGAUUCCGCCAUUGCCGUUGGCGCCACCUCCGGAAGUCCGGGACCGUGUGACUUUUUAGUCCAGGGAAAAGGAAAGUAAGAGGGGACAAGAUAGAAGUCUAUAAAAGUCUUGUGAAAAGGAAAGUGGUGGGAAAAUGCACAUGAAAGUGUGGAAUACACCUUGCUUUGACACAGCUCCAUUUAACCACUUUGUAAACAAAUAAGGAUAAAUGCUCAUCAAAUAGGCAACAUUGUAGAAUCUGCAGACAGAUCAGGAGGAAUGCUCAUAAACAGCCCCACAUAAGCAAAUCAGGACAAGUGCUCAUUGAUGUAUAACCUCCCUGCAAGCAAAUCAAAGAAAUAUAAGAAAUGGAAGAAAGGGGAAAUCACAAAGGAGGAGUAUACACGAGUAGCCAGUGGUUGCAGGGUGAAGGUCGGGCUGGCUAAAGCUCAGAAUGAGCUCGGGCUUGCAAGAGAGGCUAGCAAUGAUAAUAAUAAAGGUUUCAUCGGAUAUGUCCGAAACAAGAGGAGGAAGAGGCAAGCGGUAGGUCCUCUGCGUGGAGAAGGUGGAGAAAGGUUGUUGGGUGACAACGAGAAAGCACUCUCAACACCUAUUUUGCCUCUGUCUUUACCCAAAAGGAAAGCAGUGCCCAAGCUGGUAAAAAGGUAAAGGUAAAGGGACCCCUGACCAUUAGGUCCAGUCGUGACCGACUCUGGGGUUGCAGCGCUCAUCUCGCUUUAUUGGCCAAGGGAGCCGGCGUGCAGCUUCCCAGAAUUCUGGCAAACCACAGCAGCGCACAAAAACACCGUUUACCUUCCCGCGGGAGCGGUAUUCAUUCUACUUGCACUUUGACGUGUUUUCGAACUGCUAGGUGGGCAGGAGCAGGGACCAAGCAAUGGGAGCUCACCCCGUCACGGGGAUUCGAACCGCCGACCUUCUGAUCGGCAAGCCCUAGGCGCUGUGGUUUAGACCACAGUGCCACCCGCCCAACCUGGUAGUAACAGAAUAAAUGAUGGAAGGAGGGAGUUGCAGCCCAAGAUAGGAAAAGAGGUGGUAAGGGAACACCCAUCUACUUUAAAUGCAUUCAACUAUCCAGGGCUUGAUGAGCAGCACUCAAGGGAACUAAAGGCGCUUGCAGGGGUAAUCUCAGAGCCUUUGUCUAUGUUCUUUGAGAAUUCUUGGAGAACAGGUGAAGUCCCUCCAGACUGGAGGCAGGCAAAUGUUGUCCCUAUCUUCAAAAAGGGGAGAAAAGAAGACCUGGGUAAAUACCAACUAGUGAGCUUGACAUCAAUAUCAGGAAAGGUCCUAGAACAAAUAAUUCAACAGUCGGUCUGUGAGUGCUUAGAAAGGGAUGCUGUGAUUACAUGCCAGGUGAAUCUCAUAUCUUUUUUUGAUGGAGUUACAAGCUUGGUAGAUCGGGGAAUGUUGUGGACAUAGUGUAUCUUCAUUUCAUUAAGGCUUUUGACAAAGUCCAAUUCUAUGAGUCUAUUAUUCUAUGAAACACACGAUAAAGACUGACCAUAAUCUAUCCUUCCCGUAGGCUUUGUUCAAGCAAAUCAGGAUGAACACCCAAUAAAUAGGGCAGCUGGAAGAACCCAUAGUUGCAAAACCCGGCCAUUUCAAAAAUGAUCCUAAGCAAAACUAAAUACAUAAACAACAAAAGCAUCACAAAGAGGACCCAUAGAUAUGAGUACACGAGUUUCCCCCCCCCCCAUUUUAAUACCCCUGUUGUUUCAGCAGGCUUUGCUGUUUGACUAUCCUACCCGCCCCCUAAAAGCCUGCCCAACCCUGUCAAUAUCCUGUCCUGCGCUGGCUUCUGAAGCAAGGUGUGUUAGCAACCUGACCGCAGCCUGAUAGGCAGAUGUUUUAUCUGACAAUGGAUCUGGCUAUUCUUCGUAUAGAAUAACCACAACUUAAAGACUCACAGCAACCAUUGGUUUUCCCCGCCGGGGCUGAGAAGAGCAGUAGAUGUGCAUUCGGUGUCCAGGUGCAUUGAUCUUACUUUUAUUUACUUAUAACUUUAUUUAUAUUCCACCUUUCUGAUUCUGGUCCAGCCAAAGGAGCCCACAAUAUCGCAAAGAGCACAAUGGAUGCUGUUGCAAACACCCUCGUCUCUGAGUGGCAAGAGAUUCCAAGAGUGCCUGCACAUAACCAGGGUUUGGGUUUCCUUGGGGUUUUUCCACAAGAGUUUUUCUAAAGGACUCUGAGCAACUUGCAGAGUUAAUGAUUAACUCUUACUCUGCCACCCACUUUUUUUUUUGUCAAGGGCCACCUGAAAUCAGGCCAAGGGCUGGUGUUUGCUCACACCUUGUCUUCCAGGAAUGGACUGCCUUUCAGCCAGGCUGCACAGGACAACUUGAUGAUAAAGAUCAUGGGUAGGCAAACUAAGGCCUGGAGCCCAGAUCCGGCCCAAUUGCCUUCUAAAUCCGGCCCGCAGACGGUCCGGGAAUCAGUGUGUUUUUACAUGAGUAGAAUGUUUACUUUUAUUUAAAAUGCAUCUCAGGGUAAUUUGUGGGGCAUAGGAAUUCGUUCAUUAUUAUUUUUUCAAAAUAUAGUCUGGCCCCCCACAAGGUCUGAGGGACAGUGGGCCCGGCCCCCUGCUGAAAAAGUUUGCUGACCCCUGAUAAAGAUUUUCCAGAGAUCCCUGAGAUACCUCUUAAGGUUUUCAUUGAGGGAUGCUUUAAAACCUUAGGAACAUAGGAAGCUGCCCUACCCCGAGUCAGACCAUUUGUCCAUCUAGCCCAAUAUUGUCUACACUGGCUGGCAGCAGCUCCCCGGGGUUUCAGGCAGGAGACAUUCCCAGCCAUACCUGGAGAUACCAGAGACAGAACUUGAGACCUUCUGCAUGCAAGGCAAAUGCUCUAGCACUGAAUCAUGGCCCUUCCUUCAGAAGAAACUCCUUGAACAGAGUUUCAAAAUCUAGAUCAUCAGAUUGCCCAGAGUCGCUUAACUGAAAGGCAGUACAUUCCUGGAGCACUGCAGAUAUUAAUAUUGUUCAGGUUGAAGCAAACGGAUGCAUAAAAACUGACUCCUCUUCUUGGAAUAAAACAUUGUCCAGACAAUGUAUUAAGUAGUGCAUUAAUGUGUUAAGUAUUGUUCAAAACUUUACUUGCAGAACUUUCUUCCAAAACAGGUAUAAAACAAUCAAAGAUACGUCCAGAUAGUUCCAUGAGACACAUGCCUGUUCUUAGAAAUAAAAUAACUUAUAAGCAGAGCUGACAAACAUAGCGCUCUCUCUCUCUCUCUCUCUCUCUCUCUCACACACACACACACACACACACACACACACAGGCUCCAUUAGCCUGCAUUUCAGCCCAAGACUGUAAGCUCCUUGGAGUGAGUAAUUUGCACAUCCUUCACUCACGGAGCCUGGGAACAAAGAAAACAGCCACCAGCCUUCCAAGAUGGUGAUUUGCAAUUGAAUACCUUGAUUAUGUGAUCUAAGGUUAAACACUCAUGUGAUAGAGCAGAGAACAUUCUCAGUUAAUCGUUAACUUAAUCAGAGCUCAGAAAGCUCUUAGUAUGCUGCUGUGGAAAAUCUCCAAAGUCAGCAAUACACAUUCAAGAAUUCUCCAUUUUGGUCUCAGUUAAACAAUUAUACUUAACAUGGAGGACAAGGAGUAGGCAAAUUUCAGCCCUCACAUGGCCCUUGGUCUAAUUUCCUGGUGGUGGCAAAGGGGGGUCCUUCUUUGGAUCUGCUUCUUCCACCACUUCCCUGUAACCCCUGGCAGAUUAUCCCCAGAAGAUAUGUCACCCUCAGCAGGAAAAAGGUUCCCCAGCCCUACUGUAGGGCAACAGUUAAGUCUGGCCAGUGAAUAAGCCCUCUACAACAUUCCCCAUGAUCCUUUGCCUCAUGCGAGGGUUCAGUGGCAGGCGUGCCAAGCAGAAGGGCUCCUUGUGAGACAAGUCAGUGCAGAAAUGAAACAGGCUACAAAAACUUUCCCUGAAGCUAGAAAGUAUCAAAACCACUAGCCCAAUGCAAAUUCUAAUUUGUCCAAUCCUCUUUUAAAACCAUCCAAAUUGGUGGCUGUCGUGGAGCGAGUUCUCUAGUUAUCUAUGCAUGUGUGAAGAAUGUUGUCAACUAGAUGCAUGGAACUGAAGCGUGGGUAGAGAUGGUUCUUCUAAUCCUAAACUUACUUCUCCACAUUUCCACAUCAGUCCUUGUGAAAAUUCCCCUUCAUUUUAGUGCAAAUUCUUCCUAAUAUCCUAAUUUUUUAUUUUCCUUUUACACGAUCUUGCCUAAUACACACGUUUUUGCAAAACAGAUUCCCCUAAAAUAGUGCAAUUUUGUAUGUUAUUUUCACCAGCAUGUGCAUUUCUGGAGAACUGCAUUGCAAAAUUCAGAGAACCACAAAUUUUGACAGGAGGCAUCAUUUGGGGGGGGGGGGGUUGCAUCGUUUUGGGAAGUGUGAAUUGGGUAGGUUCACCGUUAAAUGUGAACGCCUUCAAACGUUGUGGUGCAGUUCUCCUGCAAAGUAAUGUACAGAAAGUCAUGCACAAGUGAAAAUAACAUACAAAAACAUUCCUCUUUGGCUGAUUGACGGCCAAUGCCCUUUUAAAAUGUGUUGGGGAAAGGGGGUUCAUUGGGUUGUUUUUGUUAGUUAUUUCUAUUAUGCAUUUCGUAUUUUUAUAUUGUGGUUUUGUGUUGUAGCCGCCCUGAGACCUGUGGGUGUAGGGCAACAUACAAAUUUAAAUAAGAAUAAGAAUUUCUUGCACAAAAGUAUAUUAGUCAAAACUGCAUGCAAAAAUCUGAGUAUUAGAAUAAAUUCAAACCAAAUGCUGACAAAUUUUCAUGAGGCUUAUUUUUAUUUUUAUUAUUCAAAUUUCUGCAGAAAGGUAAAGAACUUGAAUUUAAGCCGGGGGGGGGUGAAAAACAGGGAACCAAAACGGGCAAAUCUGUCCAUCCUUAAUCUAUCGAAACGUGUUGGGUUUGGCCUUUAAGGUGCCACAGGGGGUAUUUUCUCUCUCUCUCUCUCUCUCUCUCUCUCUCUCUUUCCCUCUCUCUCUCUUUCCCUCUCUCUCUCUCUCUUUCUUUCUUUCUAGCUGGUGCCACUUGCAUAAUUUCUUACACAUAGUGGCACAGGAAAUAUAAAAGGCAGAAGGAACUGAGAAAAGGUGGGGGCCUCCCUGGGAGGGAUAGGGCUGUUUACGUUAACUGAGGCCCCAGCCAUUUACAACUUUCUCUCGACGGCAAGGCUUGCAGUUGGUUUCUGUGUUAGCGUUGCAAGAGGCGAUGAUGAAAGGGCUCUUGCACCAUGCAGACGCUCUCGCUAUUGAGCUCCAGGGGGCUUCCAGAAGUGGAGCAAGACCCAGGCAAAAAGUCCAGAGGGGAGGGAGGUCAUGGCUUUGAAGCAGAUCAUGAGGCUCACCAAGGAAGAAAAUAAAAGUCCCUAGAAUCAUAGAAUCAUAGAGUUGGAAGAGACCACAAGGGCCAUCGAGUCCAACCCCCUGCCAAACAGGAAACACCAUCAGAGCACUCCUGACAUAUGGUUGUCAAGCCUCUGCUUAAAGACCUCCAAAGAAGGAGACUCCACCACACUCCUUGGCAGCAAAUUCCACUGUCGAACAGCUCUUACUGUCAGGAAGUUCUUCCUAAUGUUUAGGUGGAAUCUUCUUUCUUGUAGUUUGGAUCCAUUGCUCCGUGUCCGCUUCUCUGGAGCAGCAGAAAACAACCUUUCUCCCUCCUCUAUGUGACAUCCUUUUAUAUAUUUGAACAUGGCUAUCAUAUCACCCCUUAACCUCCUCUUCUCCAGGCUAAACAUGCCCAGCUCUCUUAGCCGUUCCUCAUAAGGCAUCGUUUCCAGGCCUUUGACCAUUUUGGUUGCCCUCCUCUGGACACGUUCCAGUUUGUCAAUGUCCUUCUUGAAGUGUGGUGCCCAGAACUGGACACAGUACUCCAGGUGAGGUCUGACCAGAGCAGAAUACAGUGGCACUAUUACUUCCCUUGAUCUAGAUGCUAUACUCCUAUUGAUGCAGCCCAGAAUUGCAUUGGCUUUUUAGCUGCCGCGUCACACUGUUGGCUCAUGUGAAGUUUGUGGUCAACCAAGACUCCUAGAUCCUUUUCACAUGUACUGCUCUCAAGCCAGGUGUCCCCCAUCUUGUAUUUGUGCCUCUCAUUUUUUUGCCCAAGUGCAAUACUUUACAUUUCUCCCUGUUAAAAUUCAUCUUGUUUGUUUUGGCCCAGUUCUCUAAUCUGUCAAGGUCGUUUUGAAGUGUGAUCCUGUCCUCUGGGGUGUUAGCCACCCCUCCCAAUUUGGUGUCAUCUGCAAAUUUGAUCAGGAUGCCCUUGAGUCCAUCAUCCAAGUCGUUGAUAAAGAUGUUGAAUAAGACCGGGCCCAAGACAGAACCCUGUGGCACCCCACUAGUCACUCUUCUCCAGGAUGAAGAGGAACCAUUGAUGAGCACCCUUUGGGUUCGGUCAGUCAGCCAGUUACAAAUCCACUGAGUGGUAGCAUAGUCAAGACCACAUUUUACCAGCUUCUUUACAAGAAUAUCAUGAGGCACCUUGUCAAAUGCCUUGCUGAAAUCAAGGUAGGCUACAUCCACUGCGUUCCCUUCAUCCACCAGGCUUGUAAUUCUGUCAAAAACGAGAUCAGGUUAGUCUGACAUGACUUAUUUUUCAGAAAUCCAUGCUGACUAUUGGUGAUCACAGCAUUCCUUUCUAGGUGCUCACAGACUGUUUGCUUAAUGAUCUGCUCCAGAAUCUUCCCUGGUAUUGAUGUCAGACUGACUGGGCGGUAAUUAUUUGGGUCCUCUCUUUUCCCCUUUUUGAAAAUAGGGACAACAUUUGCCCUCCUCCAGUCUGCCGGGACUUCGCCUGUUCUCCAGGAAUUCUCAAAGAUGACUGCCAGUGGUUCUGAGAUCACAUCUGCCAGUUCUUUUAAUACUCUUGGAUGCAGUUCAUCUGGCCCUGGAGACUUGAAUACAUCUAAACUAGCCAAGUAUUCUUGUACUAUCUCCUUAGUUAUUCUGGGCUGUGUUUCCUUUGCUGAAUCAUUUGCUCCAAAUUCUUCAGGUCGGGCAUUGUUUUCUUUAUCGGAGAAGACUGAGGCAAAGAAGGCAUUGAGGAGUUCAGCUCUUUCUGUGUCCCCUGUUUGCAUUUCACCAUCUUCUCCUCUGAGUGACCCCACUGUUUCUUUGUUCUUCCUUUUGCUACGGACAUACCCAUAAAAGCCUUUUUUGUUGCUUUUAACCUCUCUAGCAAGCCUGAGUUCAUUCUGUGCUUUAGCUUUUCUGACUUUGUGUCUACACGUGCUGGCUAUUUGUUUGAAUUCCUCUUUGGUGGUUUCCCCCUUUUCCAUUUUUGUACACAUCCUUUUUAAUCUUAACUCAGUUAAAAGUUCUUUAGAUAGCCACCCUGGCUUCUUUAGGCACCUUCCAUGUUUCCGUCUCAUUGGUAUUGCCUGACGUUGUGCUUUUAGUAUCUCCCUCUUAACAAACUCCCAGCCAUCAUGAACUCCCUUUCCUUUUAGUAUUACUGUCCAUGGGAUCUCACCCAGCACUUCCCUAAGUUUUAUGAAGUCAGCUUUCUUAAAGUCAAGAAAUUGAGUCCUAGUAUGCUUGGCUGCUCCUUUCCGCUGUAUAGUAAACUUCAGAAGAGCAUGAUCACUUGCGCCUAAUGAUCCUUCCACUUCUACCCCACUAACCAGGUCAUCAACAUUGGUUAGGACCAGAUCUAAAAUGGCUGUUCCUCUUGUUGCUUCUCCCACUUUCUGGACAAUGAAGUUGUCUGCAAGGCCAGUGAGGAAUCUGUUUGACCUUAUGCUCUUGGCUGAGUUUGACAUCCAACAAAUAUCCGGGUAAUUGAAGUCCCCCAUUACUACUAUCUCCCUUCCUUUUGCAUGCUUGGCCAUCUGUUCCAGGAAGGCAUCAUCUAUGUCCUCCGUUUGGCUUGGGGAUCUAUAGUAAACUCCCACAAUGAGGUCACUGUUAUUCUUCUCUCCUUAAUUUUGACCCAAAUGCUCUCACUUUGGCUUUGAGGUUCUAAAUCUUGGAUCUCUUCACAGGUAUACACAUCCCUGACAUAUAACGCCACUCCUCCUCCUUUCUUGUCUGGUCUGUUUCUCUGAAAUAGAUUGUAUCCCCCAUUAUUACAUUCCAAUCGUGGGACUUAUCCCACCAGGUUUCAGUGAUGCCUAUUAUGUCAUAUUUAGUUUGCUGUACCAAGAGCUCAAGCUCAUCUUGUUUAUUUCCCAUGCUUUGCGCAUUAGUGUACAGACAUUGAAGUCCAUUAAUCAUUCCCCGUGACUCUUAUUUAAGGAUUUUUCCUCCCACCACUAGGUCUGUGUGCUGUUUGCUCCAUUUGGUCUAUGACAUUUGGAUGAUCAUCUUCAUCAAUUGAUAGACUCCUACCUUCAGGAGCACUAUCUCCCUCCCCACAUUAGUCAGUUUAAAGCCCUCCUGAUGAGGUUUCUGAGAUUUUUGGCAAAAACAUUUCUCCCAACCGUUGUGAGGUGCAGCCCAUCGCUUGCCAGAAGUCCAUCUUCAAGAAACUGCAGUCCGUGAUCUAAGAAUCCAAACCGUUCCUGUUUACACCAUUUGCGAAGCCAGCUGUUCACUUCCACUAUUUUCCCCUCUCUCCCUGGGCCACGUCGUUCAACUGGGAGGACAGAUGAGAUCACAAUUUGUGCAUUUAAUUGCUUCAAUUUCCUGCCCAGAGCCUCGUAGUCUCUUUUGAUCUUCUGGAGGCUAUUGCUUGCAGUGUCAUUGGUUCCCACGUGAACCAAGAGGAAGGGGUAUUUGUCAGUGGGUUUUAUGAUUCCUUGCAGUCGUUCAGUUACAUCUUGGAUCUUAGCCCUGGGAGACAGCACACUUCCCGAGACAUCUUGUCAGGCCCACAGAUCACUGCUUCUGUUCCCCUCAGUAGGGAAUCCCCUAUCACCACUACACGCCUCCUCUUAGGUUUGGCCGGGGUUCUUCUGUGAGCUGUCCGCUCCAAGGUCGCCUGCACAUUCCCUGAGGACUGACUUUGCUGCUCGUCUUCAUAUACCUGAUCGACUGUAAUGAGGGAGAGAUCCUCAAAUGGAGUCUGCUCUUCGUCUUCCAUGCUAGGGAGAGGACCUCAAAGCGAUUGUGUAUUUCUAAACAAUCAGAGCGAACCCUGGGCCUCCUACUUCUUUGAGUCACGUUUCUCCAUAUAUCUGGCUCCUGUGUUGGUGAACUAGCGUCCUUCUCAGGGGAGUCCCCUGUCUCCUCCUCCCUAUCAGAGAAGAAUCCCUGGGAUGCGGGUGGCACUGUGGGUUAAACCACAGAGCCUAGGACUUGCCGAUCAGAAGGUCGGCGGUUCGAAUCCCCGCGACGGGGUGAGCUCCCGUUGCUCGGUCCCUGCUCCUGCCAACCUAGCAGUUUGAAAGAACAUCAAAUGCAAGUAGAUAAAUAGGUGCCACUCCAGCGGGAAGGUAAACGGCGUUUCUCUGUGCUGCUCUGGUUCACCAGAAGCGGCUUAGUCAUGCUGGCCACAUGACCCGGAAACUGUACACUGGCUCCCUUGGCCAGUAAAGCGAGAUGAGCGCCGCAACCCCAAAGUCGGGCACGACUGGACCUAAUGGUCAGGGGUCCCUUUACCUUUACCAGAGAAGAAUGGCAGAUCAAGUUGAUGGAUUACGCCAAAAUGGCUAAAAUGACCGGAAGAAUCAGAAAUCAGGAAGACCAAAAUUUUAAUAAGGAAUGGGGGAAAUUUGUAACUUAUCUUAAAAACCAUUGUAAACAGUUAAAAUUGUUAGUGGGAUUGGAAUAACACUUGUUGCUUAAUGGUGAAUUUUCGACACAACGGAGAGGUAAAAAGAUUUGGAUUAUUAUAAAAGAUGCAGAAGGAAAUGAUUAGCAAUAGGACCCAGAAAAGGGAGGAGGGAAGUCCAGGAGGUUCUUUGGAAUCUGGGUUCUAUGUUGUAUGUUGGCUAUGUGACUGCAAAAUUUUAUUCUGAAAAACCAUAUAUACAAGCAAAUGCAGACGGGCUGGCCAGGGAGGGUUUGCAAAUCCACUGCAACCAGAAUAAGAAAACAAGCAAUGAAAGCUGUAUUGGGAAAUAGGAAAAGAGAAGGGCCAUAUAUCUCAGUGGCAGAGCAGCUGCUUGCAUGGAAGGAGUCCCAGGUUUAAACCCCAGACAGGGCUGGAAUUUGCCCCCUGCCUGAAACCAUGGAGAGUCACAGCCAGUCAAUGCAAAUAAUUUUGAGCUAGAUGGGCCAGUGGUCUGACACAGCAGAGGACAUCUUCCUGUGUUUCUAUGAAAGAUCAAGCGCAGCUUUCAUUUGUGGGGUAAACAAGCAUCAGAACCACGAUGGCAGACAGCUCAUCCCUCAAUCUCCUCUCGUUCUCUCUUCGUUUGUUGUUGAUGUCAGAGGUUUGAGUCCAUGGAUCCCUUGACCAACUAUGUUCUUCCUGUGGGGCUCAGGAGCCCAGUUAGAUCACCCCUCGCCUGCAGAGCUGGCAGCCUCUCACCCUUUUUCAAACACUCCCUUGUGGGGUGUUCCCUCAGUCUCCUCUCCUUGAGAGUCCUGCAGGCAGCUGCUGCUGCUGCCGCCGCCCCUGGUCUCUGAGCUGCCCCACCCUACCCCAAAGAAAGGUGCCUCCUUAUAGUGCUCCACAGAGGCCUGGAACCUGUCUGUCCAUUCCCAACAGCAAGGGCUGGCGGACUAACUGGCUGGGCUCCCUCGCCCGCUUGCUUGCUUACUCCGAGGCCAACUCAGCUCCUGGCAACCAGCGGCGUAGCUAGCUGCUUGGGUGCCUGGUGGGGCGCACAUGUCCUGCAGCCAGGGGCGGAGCAAGCCGCCCAAGGGGCAGGGCAAACUGCCCACAGCAGCGGGGUGAGCCAAGGCAGGGUGCACUGCUUGGACUGGCCAGCACCCCUGACCAGCCACAAAGGCAAUAUUCGCCUGCUGAGAUUGUAGCCAGGGCUGCUGCAACAAACAGCUGUGCAAGCCUUUAGAGGCAGAGACACGAGAGGGCAUCAGAAGAGGGAGGGAAGGAAAGAGGGGCAGAGGCCAGGGUUGCCCACAGCAUCCCUGACCAUCAUUCAAGGCACACUGGUUGAAAACCACUAGUUUAUGUAUUUAGUUUUGCUUAGAAUCGGUUUAUCCAAUUAUUUGUUGCUUUAUUGAAAUCGUUUUUAUAGGGCAAGAAACUACAACAGGGUUUCCCUAACCAUGGUCCAUGAACUUCAUUCAGAUGGUCUGCAAAUUAUCGUGGGAUUUGCGGUUGAAGAUGGGAGACGGCACUUCUGUUGCAUUUAAUAUUCAUAAUGAUCUUUAACCACAUUUCAUUGCUUCUUUUAUCAUAGAUUUUUUAUUGUACAACAAUUUGCAUUCCAUUUAUCAGACAGCAUCUAGCACAGCACUUUGGAAUAGCUACAACAAGCAGAAAAAUCAUUCAGUGGUCUGCCAAGAACCUCAGUGCUCGGGCUGAGGGGAGUUGAGGAACCCCUGCUCUAGGAAAUUGGGUUGAGAGGAGAGAAACAAAUAGACACAGAGAUUCUUGGUGACAUCACAGGUGCUGGCCAAUCAGCACUAUACGCAGCUACCAUUAAGCUUGACACAAGAUAGGAACAGUAUGUUUGGGGUGAGUGCAGUGCAUAUUGUUCAUAUUAAAUUUGAGACACACCCUUGGCUUGACACUCUGCAAGAAUUUUGCAAACCUGGCUGUGAUUUUAGCCUCUUGAGUCAUUUUCAAAACUGAAAGUUGGAGAGCUAGAAAAUUCCCCAGGCAUGCUCUGUUUAGGUAUUGCAUUUAUAUUCCAUACUUGCAGGGUUCAAAUAAAAACAAAAUCCUUCUCAAGCUGCCAGGCAGCCUCCCUUCCUGCCCCCAUUGACUGCUACACAUGGGCUUGACUGAGGUGUAGCCCUGGCUGCCAUAGAGGUGGAUUGGGGCCUUCUUAAAGGGGCGUUCGUGCAAGGCAAUCCCUUGCAGAUCUUCUCAAGGGUCCCCUCCCAGCCCUACCAGGCAAUGCUGGGAAUUGAACCUGGUACCUUCUGCAUGCAAAGCAGCUGUCCUACCACUGAUCAAGAGCCCUUCCCCUUUCAUUAGGGGCUUUGCAUAAAUGGUGGCUUUCGAGGGGGGGCUUGAAGAAAGAUCGCAGGCCAGCAUUGGCCUGUUCCCAUUCCUUAGCGCAUCUAACUUUCUCCGUUUUGCUUCCAGACCUUCCAAAGGCCCAGAUGAAGGAGCCCAGAUGAGUAACGCCAUGUGCAAUUCCACGGCCAUGCCGUACCAAGACAGCCAGCAUCUUCUGGUUGCGGUAUACAGCACCGUCUUUAUCAUAGGCAUCCCAACCAACUGCUUAACUGCCUUCUUGACGCUCGUUCAGAUUCGCAAGGGAACCAUCGCUGCCAUCUACCUCUUCGGCCUCUCCCUUUGCGAACUGAUGUACCUGUGCACCCUCCCUCUUUGGAUCCUGUACGUGCAAAACGGCCGCGAUUGGAAGCUGGGGGACCUAUCUUGCCAGGUGACAGGAUACAUCUUUUUCUGCAACAUCUACAUUAGCAUUCUAUUACUGUGUUGCAUCUCCAUCGACCGCUACGUGGCGGUCGUGUACGCGCUGGAAAGUAGAGGGAUACGGCGCCAGAGGAUGGCUGCGAUAGUAACCACCUCCCUCUUUGUCACGGUUGCUGUGAUCUAUUGCCCCAUUUUUUUCCAGGAAGAAAUACAUCAAAAGAAAAGCAGGAUCUGCUUUGAAACGCCGCUCAACCGCCGUAUAGCCUCUUACAACGUGGCACGGUUCUUUGUGGGCUUCCUCAUUCCAUUCACUCUGCUCCUUUUCAUGAACUACCGGAUCUUCCAAAGUAUCAAGAGGAGCUGCAGCCUCAGCCCACCCCAGAAAACGAAAGUGAAGCGCCUGGCAAUUGCCAUCAUUGCCAUAUUCCUGGUCUGCUUCGCCCCUUACCAUGUGGUGCUCCUCAUCAGGUCCGGAGUCUACUUUCUCCACCCAGCGGAGAGCUGCAGUUUCGAGAGAGGCAUCUACACAAUCUCUGUAGUGUUCCUCUGCUUCUCCACUGCCAACAGUGUGGCCGACCCCUUCAUCUACGUGCUGGCUAGCGAGAACGCCAGGCAUGAAAUUUGCCGGGCUUUCGCGGCGUGCGGGAUUCAGCUGUCCAGCGGCUCCAAGACGGACAGCAGCAAGGCUGACGAUUCCCAAAGGCCGACGAAGGAGACAGGAAAUAAAGAGGACAGGUAGCACCACCUCCUCUGCAGGACUUGUGUGUUAAAAAGCAAGUGGGUGGGAGGCAACGCCUUCAUCUUCCCCUUGUGUCACUUGGGCUGAGUCACAACUUGCCCACUUUGGGGGAUAAGCACUGCCCAGUGCACAGUGCGGUCUCGUUUGCAUUGUGCGCGAUGAAUAGCCCUUUCAGCAAAUCCUGGCUGUUUUGCAUAUCAGGAUGAUGUCAUGAUGUCGUAACUUGCAGCUGAAUCUGGGGAAUGCUUGUUGAUGCACCAGUGAAGGACCCCACAACACUGGGAGACCCUGCUGGUGAGGAAGCUGGCAUCGCUUGUGCAUGGUUUUUUAUUUAUUGUCCCCUGUACCAAGAGGAAAGGGUUGGAUUACAGCAGUUCAAGAGAAUUCUAAAUGCAGAGAGGAAACUAUUGCAUUACCUCUUUGGGAUAUCCCUUUUUUUUGUGCGAUAUUGGACCUUGUACAAAAACUCACAAGUUUGUAUCUUGAAUAAACGACCCACUUCAUCAC